Molecule: messenger RNA, 378 nt
Organism: Cylindrotheca closterium
Lineage: Eukaryota; Bacillariophyta; Bacillariophyceae; Bacillariales; Bacillariaceae
Source: the annotation of a GenBank genome assembly
AUGCAAUGGUCCAUAUCCGAAAACAAAGUUGGAGCUGGAAUCUUGAUUCGGACACUUCGACAUGUGAAUAAUUCAAUAGGAGAAGAGCCUAAAGUUGGCGACAUUGUCAUCGUACAUUGCGAGACGUCGUUGGAGGAUGGGCCGCUUGUUGAUAGCACAAGAAAAAGAAAACAGCCUCUGGAGUUUCAAGUUGGGGCUGGCGAUGUGAUCAAAGGCUUGGAAGUUGCAGUCCAACGAAUGCAGGUUGGUCAGCUAGUGGAAGUAACGGUCCCUCACAUUUAUGCAUACGGUACCCGAGGCCGUAUGCCUGAGAUUCCAUCAGAAGCCACAAUUGUGUUGAAGGUGGAGCUGCUAGAGAUCAUCCCACAAAAAUCUUAG